GAGGAUGCAGGUUUGGGUGGGGUGGUUGGGUGAUGAAGAGAGGGAGAAGGACGAGGAGGUUUGCAAGUUGCAAUCGUCGAAAGAGACAUCUUCCAAACCAAAAGCCUCAGCAAUGCCUCUCAUUUCUAUAAUUCGUCUCUUGAUGCAUUGUGCUGUGCAGCAGAGAUCAGCAGGGCAAGUUUUUGCUGUUCUUCUUGUAUGCAGCUACAAUUUUGAGGCGACAGUCCUUGAUCAAGCAAAGCUAUGAAGCAAGAGCUCCGAGUUCCACAUGCAGCCAGAACCAGAGUUGUCUCAAGAGUGAAGGAUCCUCCAAGAACAGAUACAGAUCAUGGGACCUCUCCAGGGUUGAAGGCGAGGCCAAAAUCUAGUGCCUUGGAUGCGAGCACCGCAAACUUGGCUAGAAGAAGAUCUCCUCAGUUCAACAACAAUCUCAGGCCAGCCACUAAUGGUUUAGGUGCCCCAAAAGUGGUGGAGCAGUUUGCUCGCUUGGGGAGGAGGGAAGACGCCAGUUGCAAGGGGUCUGCGGAUGGAGUCAAUGGAAAGAUCAAGGAAUUGGAGAGUAGACUUGGUGAGAGUGAGAAAUUGGUGAGGGAGUUACAGCAGGAAGUGACCGAAUUGAAGACUGAGAUAGAGAAGUUGCAGGAGAAGAAUGUUGAGUUGGAGUCACAGAACAAGAAGCUGGAGCAAGAUCUUACUGCAGCUGAAGAAAAUAUCAAGAUGAUGGAGAAGAAUGAUCAGGUGGAAUUGGAUGGCAAAUCUAAGUUCAGAGAUCUAUUAGAGCUUGUUCAGAAAAACUCAAAGAAUUCUGCAGAAAUGGAGGAAGUUCAACAAAAUGUAGUGAUUAAGAUGCCUAUUCCAACUUUGUCACCUUCCAAAGGUGCUUCCCAUGGGCCACCUCCACUGCCGCCGCCGCCGCCGCCUCUUCCUCACAGUGCUUCAGGAAGAGCCACAGUGGGCAAGGCUUCUGCUCUAGUCCAACUAUACCAUUCACUGACAAAGCAAGGUUCCGCAAGCAAUGGGGGUUCUGCCAGUCCUUUCUCUGGUUUUGCACAUAGAGGCAUUGUUGGAGAACUUCAACAUCGAUCAGCUCAUCUAUUAGCGAUCAAAGCAGAUGUGGAAACAAAAGGGCCGCUCAUCAAACAUCUUAUACAGAAGGUGCUCUGGUCAUCUUUCACCAGUAUGGAAGAUGUCCUAGCUUUUGUUGAUUGGCUUGAUGGAGAACUCUCCACCCUGGCUGAUGAGAGAGCUGUGCUGAAGCAUUUCGAUUGGCCUGAGAAGAGAGCUGAUGCAUUGCGUGAAGCUGCUGUUGAAUUCCGUGGUCUCAAACAACUUGAAGCCCAUGUUCAUUCUUUAAAGGAUGAUUCUUCCUUAUCAUGUGAGGUGACACUAAAGAAGAUAUCAAACUUACUAGAUAAUAUCCAUGCUGAUGCCCAUGAUGGUGCAAGGUUCGAGCAAGGCGUUGAUAGAUUGAUCAAGUUGAGGAAUGCAAAUAUGAUGCUGUACAAGGAGUGCAAAAUUCCAACUGAUUGGAUGCUAGAUUCUGGUAUGGUUAACCAGAUGAAGCAGAGCUCUGUGAAGCUUGCGAGACUCUAUUUGAGUAGAGCGACAAUGGAGCUCAAAGUAUUUCAGCACUCCGAGCGGCAAUCUGCACAAGAGGCACUUCUUCUUCAAGGGGUGAAAUUUGCUUAUAGAACACGCCAGGCAAGUAAAAUAAAAUCUAAACUUCUACUCUCAAAUCUUAGUAAUGUAGUGCCUGAUUUCACCGCAGUUUGCCGGAGUGCUCGACUCUGAGCUGAUGAUCACCAUUGAGGACUUGAAGAAAAGGGUUGAAUCACAGAGUAGAAGAUCACAAUAGAUCACAUCCAUGCUAUGACAGUCAAUGGAAGCUGAUUCUGUGAGGAGACCCAUGAAAGUUGAUAACAUGGUUUUUCUGUGGACAUAGAGAGCCGUAAAUAAGCUCGGAAUUGAAUAAAAGGAAAGAGGAAUUUUGAAAAGAUGACUUGAGAAUUUCUCGAGGCUUUUCUUACUAUAGAAUGUAUUUGUAAACCAAUAUUGAAUAAAAUUCAAAUUUGCA
This is a messenger RNA of Zingiber officinale, 2074 nucleotides long. Its product is annotated as protein CHUP1, chloroplastic-like. Bases 244 to 1791 code for a protein of 515 amino acids. Gene Ontology annotation, cellular component: chloroplast outer membrane. The transcript has 7 exons. Lineage: Eukaryota; Viridiplantae; Streptophyta; Magnoliopsida; Zingiberales; Zingiberaceae. The record is from RefSeq and is a predicted model, not a curated record. Gene Ontology annotation, biological process: chloroplast organization.